AUGAUUCCUUCUAUAAACCCACUUCAUUGCUUCCGCCAUCAGUUUCCCCUAUCAAAUGCUUUAUCUCCCACUCUACCGAAUUUGUUGCGUCUUCGGCGAUGUGGAUUAUCCGGCGGAAAUCGCCGUCGUGUGGUCACCAUGGCCGGCGGAACCGAUCACUACUCGACUUUGAAUGUCAAUCGCAACGCCACCUUGCAGGAGAUCAAGAGCGCGUACAGAAAACUCGCUCGCAAGUGUCAUCCAGAUAUGAACAAGAACCCUGGCGCAGAAGACAAGUUCAAACAGAUUAGUGCUGCUUACGAGGUAUUAUCUGAUGAGGAGAAGAGGUCUGUGUAUGAUCGAUUUGGGGAAGCUGGUUUAGAAGGAGGCUUUAAUGGAUCACAGGAUACUUCACAAGGGGUCGAUCCAUUUGACUUAUAUAGUGCAUUCUUUGGUGGUUCUGAUGGAUUCUUUUGGGGAAUGGGUCAAUCAGGAGGGAUGGGUUUUGAUUUCAUGAAUAAGAGAAGCCUAGACCUUGACAUUCGGUAUGACCUGCGGUUGAGCUUUGAAGAGUCGGUUUUUGGAGUAAAACGGGAAAUCGAGGUUUCUUAUUUAGAAACGUGUGAUGGUUGUGGAGGAACAGGCGCUAAAUCCAGUAAUGCCGUUAAACAGUGUAGCAGUUGUGGUGGCAAAGGACGUGUGAUGGAAAGUCAGAGAACACCCUUUGGGAUCAUGUCUCAGGUUUCCACUUGCUCCAAAUGUGGUGGUGAUGGCAAAAUCAUCACUGAUAAGUGUCGAAACUGCACUGGCAACGGGAGACUACAGUCUAGGAAAAAAUUGGAUGUUGUUGUUCCUCCUGGUGUCAGCGAUAGAGCCACAAUGAGGAUUCAAGGAGAAGGUAAUGUGGACAAGAGAAGUGGACGAGCCGGUGAUCUGUUCAUCGUGCUUCAAGUUGAUGAGAAGCGUGGAAUUCAGAGAGAAGGCCUUAAUCUAUACUCCAAAGUCAGCAUCGAUUUCACCGAUGCAAUACUCGGGGCCGUCACAAAGGUGGAAACGGUUGAAGGAACAAUGGAUCUUCGGAUUCCACCAGGAACUCAGCCUGGUGACACUGUGAAAUUACGUCGGAAAGGAGUUCCAGACACGGAUAGACCAUCAAUCCGAGGAGACCAUUGCUUUGUAGUGAAGGUUUCAAUCCCCAAAAACCUUAGCGAGAGGGAGCGCAAGUUGGUAGAGGAAUUCUCGUCACUUAGAAGAUCUAGCAGCAGUAAUACCGAAACUCGUCAAGAGAAGCACAGCUUUGGCUCAGAGCCGAGAAAAGAACCUUCUUUGUGGCAUAAAAUGAAGAGUUUCAUAAGACCAGAAGAUUCAAGAACAAAGUUUGGGACUAUGAGCUUGAACUUAUCAUUGCCACUACGAAGAGUGAAAGAAGCUGAAACUUCUGCAAUUCUUCUCUCGUUUUUGGCUCUGUGCGUUAUAACCUCGGCCGUUGCAUUGAUUCAGAAGAAGGAUAAGUAA
Arabis nemorensis is the source of this 1494-nucleotide messenger RNA. Lineage: Eukaryota; Viridiplantae; Streptophyta; Magnoliopsida; Brassicales; Brassicaceae. The record is from the annotation of a GenBank genome assembly.